UGUCUUUGUCUUUGCUUUUUUAAAGUGGGAUUCUUGGUCUAGGGCAACCCUUCUCAAGCUCCCGUCGCCGAUCACUCAUCGGCUCCGAGGGGGAAUGACGCUGCAGGCUGUGGGUGCUGCGAGGGCCUCUGAGAUGACGUGGUCCAACGUGUUACACGGGGGGAAGCCGAGGUCUGGGGGUGCAGGGGACUUACCCAAAGUCAUACAGGGAACCAGAGUCUCUAGGCCAGGCCGCUAGCAGGGUGAGGAGGUAGAAGGGAAUCACACCUAGAAUUGUCUGCGUGUGGCUGACGUGCAAGUAAGGCCUCGAAAACCAAGUGUCGCUGACCUCACAGACACACCCGGGACAACUCCAGCUGGGAGUGACAGGCCGGCAGGACGGCGGCCCCUCACUGCCCGCGUGCAGCUGGAUCCAGGCAGGAGGAUGAAAGGUCUUCGCUGGCGUUACACCCGGCUGCCCAGCCAGGUGGAGGACACUCCGUCUGGAGAAGGGGGUGAGGAAGAGGAAGAGGAAGAGGAAGAGGAGAAGGAGGCAGCCCCAGACCCGGCUCUGGAGGACCCCAUGGAGCCCCAGCUGACAGAAGCCAGCCAGGUUCUGGGAGCCUCGGAGAUGAGGCAGCUCAGCCUCUACCUGCCCCCGAGCGUCACCGGACACUCCUGGAGUCUGGCCUUCGGCACGGCAAGGGAUGGCUUUAGUCUGCGGAGCCUGUACAGGCAGAUGGAGGGCCACAGUGGGCCGGUGCUGCUGGCGCUGAAGGACCAGGACGGGCAGGGGGUUUCCGGAGGACCACCAAGUCCCUUCCAGCUGCAAACUGCACGCUCUUCUGCUUUCCAGAUGUUUGGGGCCUUCUCCUCCUCAGCGUUUCAACUCAGCAAAGGCUUCUACGGCACUGGCGAGACGUUCCUCUUCUCCUUCUCCUCACAGCUGAAGGUCUUUAAGUGGACGGGAAGCAACUCUUUCUUUGUGAAAGGAGACGUGGACUCACUGAUGAUGGGCAGUGGCAGUGGCGAGUUCGGGCUGUGGCUGGACGGAGACCUGUAUCACGGGGAAAGCCAUCCCUGCGCGACCUUCAACAACGAGGUGCUGGCCCGGCGGGAGCAGUUCUGCAUCCAGGAACUGGAGGCCUGGGUUCUGAGCUGAGGGCGCCGCGGCGGGCAGCUUCCAGAGGCAGCUGGCGCUCCGACCUGCUCACAGAUGCCGCCUAGGCCUCCCACGCAGGGCAGCCCCCUGCAUCCUGAACACAGAUGGCGAGGGGUCCCAGUGGCUGACUGUGGCUGCGGGCCAGCCCCCGGUGGCCUGGGGACAGGCACGGGGCAGGAGCUGCUCUCCUGGAGAGGAGACUAAAGGAGGAAACGGUGUUUACUCACCUGAGCAGUGCGGAGUUCCUUGGAAUUCUCUUCUAAAAAAUUAUGCAACUGAUACAUGUUCAGCGUAGAAAACAAGAGAAUACAUAAAAAAAAAAUUAAAGUUGCCUAAAAUUUAACCACCCUGCAAGACACUAACAUUUUCACGUAUAUCCUUCCAGACAACCUUCCAUGGAUAGAUGCAUAUCUUACAAAAAUGGAAUUCUACUGUGUAUGUUUGGGAAAUUAUUUUUAACUGAAAGACUCUGGUCAAGCCGCGGACACCUGGGCUCAACCAGUGACAUGAAUAAAGACUCCAGUCGUGUCAUUCUUCUUC
Phyllostomus discolor (pale spear-nosed bat) is the source of this 1681-nucleotide messenger RNA. It is a transcript of the gene TLDC2, whose product is annotated as TBC/LysM-associated domain containing 2. Gene Ontology annotation, biological process: response to oxidative stress. The record is from RefSeq and is a predicted model, not a curated record. Gene Ontology annotation, cellular component: nucleus. Lineage: Eukaryota; Metazoa; Chordata; Mammalia; Chiroptera; Phyllostomidae. The transcript has 7 exons. The coding region runs from base 425 to 1141 and encodes 238 amino acids.